AUGGCGACCGAGAGCGUUGUUGGUGUAGAUACUUAUGCUAAGGGAUACCCCGACAGAACAGACAAGAGGCAAAGAGACCAGCCGACAGAACAGACAAGAGGCAAAGAGACCAGCCGACAGAACAGACAAGAGGCAAAGAGACGGCUGGUCUCUUUGCCUCUUGUCUGUUCUGUCGACAACAGAACCGACAAGAGGCAAAGAGAACAGCCGACAGAACAAACAAGAGGCAAAGAGACCAGCCGACAGAACAGACAAGAGGCAAAGAGACCAGCCGACAGAACAGACAAGAGGCAAAGAGACGGCUGGUCUCUUUGCCUCUUGUCUGUUCUGUCGACAACAGAACCGACAAGAGGCAAAGAGAACAGCCGACAGAACAGACAAGAGGCAAAGAGACCAGCCGACAGAACAGACAAGAGGCAAAGAGACCAGCCGACAGAACCGACAAGAGGCAAAGAGAACAGCCGACAGAACAGACAAGAGGCAAAGAGAACAGCCGACAGAACAGACAAGAGGCAAAGAGACCAGCCGACAGAACCGACAAGAGGCAAAGAGAACAACCGACAGAACAAACAAGAGGCAAAGAGAACAGCCGACAGAACAAACAAGAGGCAAAGAGAACAGACAAAAGGCAAAGAGACCAGCCCACAGAACAGACAAGAGGCAAAGAGACCAGCCCACAGAACAGACAAGAGGCAAGACCAGAAUCUGCUCUUGCAAUGA
Molecule: messenger RNA, 720 nt
Organism: Penaeus chinensis
Lineage: Eukaryota; Metazoa; Arthropoda; Malacostraca; Decapoda; Penaeidae
Product: vicilin-like seed storage protein At2g18540
Exons: 2
Coding region: 1-720 (239 amino acids)
Source: RefSeq, a predicted model, not a curated record